Molecule: messenger RNA, 2556 nt
Organism: Linum trigynum
Lineage: Eukaryota; Viridiplantae; Streptophyta; Magnoliopsida; Malpighiales; Linaceae
Source: the annotation of a GenBank genome assembly
CCUUUUUUCUUGUGUACAAUUUUAAUAGAAUAACAUAUUAUGGAUGGGUUUGUUUAUAACCUUUUUAGCCUAUUUCAACAAAUAUCGUGAAAAAAACUAGACAUAUGUUGAAGUAAAUCACAUUUUAUUAAAAUUAAAACAACAUUUUUGAAUUUUGAUACCUUUCACCUCGGUUUAUUCGUGUGAAAUUUAAUUAGUUAUAAAAUAUAUUUAUAAUGUAUAAUAAUUAUAUAUUUUACGUUGGGUUGAUUUUUUACUUAAAAAUAUCGCCAACCCGACCCAACCGAAUUAGAAACAAACCGUAGGGUUUAAAUUUUUUUGGGUGAGUUUGGGUUUGAUAAUUCUCAAACCGUAGUGCAUGGGUCGGGUGAUUAAAAUGGUUAAACCCGAACCACCCGACCCAUGUACACCCCUAGUCAAAACCGCACUUGCUUGGUCCGGAAAUGUGAGUAUAGGUGUCAAUCGGGCGGGAUCGGGCUGGGUUCAAUCGGGUUUGGGUUUAAACGGGUUGCGGGUUAUUCGGGUUGCGGGUUCAUCGGGUUCAUAGGGUUCGGGUUCAAACGGGUUGCGGGUUCGUCGGGUUGCGGGUUCAUCGGGUUCGGAUUCAAUCGGGUUGCGGGCAAAUCGGGUUGCGGGUUCAUCGGGUUUUGGGUCGGACGGGUUGCGGGCGGAUCCGGUUUCGGGUUGUUCGGGCCAGCGCAUCAAGUAACUUAACUCAUUACUCAUUAUCAACUUACACAUUUUAUUACACUAAUUUAAAAUAUUUUCUCAACUUUUUAACCAAUUUAUUUCUACCUCGUAUAUAUAUACUUUAUUUAAAAAAAAACUAGUCAAAAUGUUAAAUCAAUUUGUAUGACUUGCAAACUUGUUAUGUAAUUAAUCAUAAUUGGUAAAGUAUUAUAGCUAAUAGUAAUGGUGAUAUCAAUAUUUGCAACCAAAAGACACCAUUAAUUGUUUAUUUGAUAUUUUAGUAUUAAUUCAGUAGUCAUUGGAUUAAAGUAUCUCGUUUAAUAUAACCAUGCAAAUCUGGUAUUUGGGGUGUGCUAUUUGGCAAAAGCAUAGUGAUAAAAGGAGUUAUUUCGAAAUAACUGAUUGCCCAAAUAACUUCAGUAAACUGUUGCCAAACGAGUUAUUUGUAAAAUUGUUUGAAUUAUCCUAAAAAUUGAACCAUUAAAGAUUAACUAUCAAAUUUAGUAAAAUUAUUUUGACUUCAAUCAUAACUUACUCAAUAGCAUAUAUCCUAUACACUUAGCCUUACCCUCAAUCAACAAUAUUAAGUUAGUAUAUAUUGUUGAUUGUAUACCCUAAACCAUCAAUACAUUAUACACUAACCACAUAACCUAUACCCUAUACCCUAACCAUAUGUCUUUGAGUUGUGAUUUUGCUAGUAUAGUUAAUUUAAAAGUGAAAUUCAUACUUUGAUUUUCAAAACAUAGAUAAAAAGUGAUAUUUGCUAAUUGUUAUACCCUAACCAUAUAUCCUAUACUUUACACCACAUACCUUGUAUCCUAACCACGUCCCAUAAACAUAAAUUAAAAAGGGAUUUCCUGCCGUUAAAUAAUUCAAAUGACUUCAAGUGAACAUAUGUUAAUAAAAAACUUGGAACCGUCAAAACCAUCAAUAUCUUAUACCCUAACCAUAUACACCCUAAGCCAUAUGUACCUUAUACCCUAUACCCUAACCAUAUACUCUACAUCCUAAACAACGAACCGUCAAAGAUUACUUAUCAAGUUUAGUAUAAACUAGAUAAAUGGCCCGCGCUCCGCGACGGUAUCCUUUUGUGAUGAAAAUGCACAUGGUUUUUUUUGUUUAACCACACACCCAUAUCGGGUACCUUAUUUGAGCCAAAUCACAAUUUUUUUACAACAUUGAGGUAGCAAAUUUUCGUGAAUCCUUAUUCAUAAUGCGUUGAAUGUAGUAGGCUGUUACUCGGAGUUGGCGCAUAAAAAUUGAAGAAAUAUGGCACACUCAGAAGACAGUAUAAUAGUUUCUAAUAUUUUGUGAAUUCAUAGCACAAUGAAAGUUGUCUCGCAUACUCCGUAGUAGGGCUGGCUAUUUGGACCGGGACCGGAUGAAAAACCGGAAACCGGACCGUAUAACCCGAACCGAGACCGGACCGGAACCGGAUAGUAAACAAUCCAAUCCAAUCUUUGGGCUUAGAUUUGAGGUAAAAAACCGGAUAAAGACCGGAUAAGAGAGCUCAACACCCAAAACUUAAGGGUAAUUUGCAUAAACGGUCACAAACCAUUGCACUUAGUACUAAACUUAACCAACUCCUCACCCUUUUAGGCCUUAGGCCACUCAAAUUCCCACAAUCUCAAUAUAAAAUCAAGACCGAAUUGGGACCGGACCGGGUCAAGACCGGACCGGAUCAAAACCGGACUGUAUCCAAUCCAAUCUUCGGUCCUUAUAUUUUCAAAAAAACCGGACUGGACCAGAUCAAUUUGGGCCAAUUUAACCGGACCGUAUAGCCACCCAUACUCCGUAGACCUAUUCAAUCCAAUAUUCUAAAUUAUAAAAUUAGUGAAAGUGAAAUAACAAAUACAUAAGCACCUA